AUGAGCGCCACGUGGACAGAGAACAACACUCUUCGGAGCGCCCACUCCGUUGUGUUUGCCAAACUUCUCCCCUGGUCGUACUUCGUGCCAACUACGCAGGGUAUCGUGGCAGGCAAUGGAGGAGAGAAAGGGAGGGAGCCGGCCAAGUGGCUCGACCACGAGAGGAACACGGGUGGAGCAGAUGGAUGUACUGGUGAUCGCCAGUGUGCUCGCACCCUCAGCGCGUUGAUGACACCGCCUCUGCAUGUCAUCAUACCUGCUGUCAUUGAUCACUCCAACAUCGACCACAUCAGCUCGCCUUCAUACGGUCCCGCUACGGCCUGCCACUACCUUUCUCUGCUGUUCCUACCGCCAAAUCAUGGUCAUUUAUCUCGGGUAGGGAUUCUCGCGCAACUGUCGGUGGAGAUAAUGUCACGGUGUCAAUGUUUGGGUCAGACUAGACAGGAUGGAGGCCAACAGGGAGACAAAGCGCCAUGA
Molecule: messenger RNA, 477 nt
Organism: Cyclocybe aegerita
Lineage: Eukaryota; Fungi; Basidiomycota; Agaricomycetes; Agaricales; Hemipholiotaceae
Source: the annotation of a GenBank genome assembly